CCAUGAGGAGGUUAUUUAAAAGAGGCACAUUGAAAAUUUGACAUUGAUGAUCGAUGAUUUCAGAAUAUCUUGAGUAACAGGGAAAAUUCGGCAUAGCGGUAACUAAAUUUACCAUGUGUAAAGGCCCUAAGAGCAAAGAGUGUGGCAUAUGGAAAUAUGAUUUAUUAAACGAAACCUACUUGUCAUUCGAAGUAAAUAUAACACAAAAUGUACCAUCUCUAAAAGUUAAAAUUAUAAUGUCGUCCAAUGGUAAAGUGAUGUUCCGGCUACAGUCAAAUAAAUUGUGCGAUCACCUCUAUCUGAGACCUCUGCUGGAAUCAUUUUUUAAUGUAACACAAGACUGCAUCAUUCAAAAGGGAUACUAUGUAUUCGCAGCGGACAUUGAAAAUAUCGCACAGACUUAUUACGGAGGGUCCUUUAUAUAUGGAAAUUUAACGUUCAAAUCGGUUUUCAACAACAAUGAUUGCAAUCUAUCCUGUGGCCUCAUCUCUGUGAAUUUAUACCCAAAAAAAAGCAAAUGA
Achroia grisella is the source of this 521-nucleotide messenger RNA. RefSeq lists its product as uncharacterized. NCBI's taxonomy places the organism in Eukaryota, Metazoa, Arthropoda, Insecta, Lepidoptera, Pyralidae. The transcript is spliced from 4 exons. The record is from RefSeq and is a predicted model, not a curated record. Bases 114 to 521 code for a protein of 135 amino acids.